AUGCACCUGCUUGUCAGCUUCAAUGUUAUCUUGGACUGUCUCAUGGGUUGCACCUCGGGCGCGGUCAAAGCACUGGAAGCGGGUCGGCCCACAGGUGCAGCCCGCAUGCUCCAUUUCCGCACUUUAGACUGGUCAAUGGAUCCUCUCCGGUCGAUCAUCGUCCAGCUGGAAUUUGUUCGAAGCAGAUCGGCCACGCCUGCUGAGAUUGUCGCUCGAAGCGUCACCUACGUGGGGUUUACUGGCAUCUUGACCGGAGUACGUCAAGACUUGAGUCUCUCUCUCAAUUUCCGAGGUGUACACAAUGCCGCACGUAGACGCGACCAUGCGAGAUUCUACCUUCAUCAUCUGCUUGUUCUGCUGGGAUACCGCCCGUCCAUAUCAAGCAUACUCCGAGAAUAUAUAACGCCGGAGGACCCAGAAGAUGACCAGUGCAAGACUCUGCAAGAGAUCUCAGACGAGCUCAUCCCCCGUCACACCACGGCGGCUUACCUGCUGUUUUGUGACGGUGUGUCGGCGAUAGUCAUUGAAAAGGAUUAUGAGACCGGCGUCGUCCGACAAUCCAAUACCUUUAUCGGCGUUACAAACAAUGAUGAAGAAGAGUUGGGAUCGUCGAACGAAGCCACUCCUUUGGCGGCGCAAGUCUCAGCCAAGGCUUGUGCAGUGAGAGCUGGAAUGGAAGCAAUUAUUGAAGAAAGUCGCGACAGACUUGAUGCAAUCUCCUCGAAAUGGAGAGCUUGUCUGCGAAAGGCGAAAAGAAAGUCCCAAAAAGUAGGCAACGACCCCAGCCAAGCAGAACGAAAUCUGGCAAUCACAACAGACGUGGUGAUCGACUGGGUUUCGGCGUAUCCAACGACCAACGAACAAACUCAUUUCGCGACUCUCAUGGAUCCUCUGAACGGACGAGUGGUCUGGACACGGAUCUAUCCUGAGGCUGUUGAUUGA
Molecule: messenger RNA, 942 nt
Organism: Fonsecaea erecta
Lineage: Eukaryota; Fungi; Ascomycota; Eurotiomycetes; Chaetothyriales; Herpotrichiellaceae
Exons: 1
Coding region: 1-942 (313 amino acids)
Molecular function (GO): hydrolase activity, acting on carbon-nitrogen (but not peptide) bonds
Source: RefSeq, a predicted model, not a curated record